Zychaea mexicana is the source of this 1668-nucleotide messenger RNA. RefSeq lists its product as uncharacterized. The record is from RefSeq and is a predicted model, not a curated record. Lineage: Eukaryota; Fungi; Mucoromycota; Mucoromycetes; Mucorales; Lichtheimiaceae. The coding region runs from base 1 to 1668 and encodes 555 amino acids. The transcript has a single exon.
AUGGCCACGACAGCAGCAGCAAACAGACAAUCACGAUCAGCAUCGGCGGCAGCUGCAUCGUCGUCACCUGUGACACUUCCUUCGUCGUUGUCGCCAAACCGCGUCUUUCUCUCGCCCAUUCCAACAACAGCUAAAUAUAGCUCCAGCACAGCACCACAGCAAGUUGAACACAACAAUAAUAGCAUAUACGAAGCAAGAGGUUUUUCAUCAUUUGCAACAGCACAUAAUCAGCGUAAGACUAGCACCACCAAUGCUGCUGGUAGCGGUGUUAUAAUCAAUACCACGCCUCGACAAACGGAAGACACAGAAGAAGAAUUUUUGCUGUAUUAUUAUUCCAGAAUCUCUUCUACUGUCGACGAAGAAGAUGAUGAAGAUGACAGCAGCACGAUCUUGACAGAGGAAGCCAAGGAUGAUGACUAUGACAGAUAUACCGCAUUUUCGAUGUCGCCGCCAAGAUCUCUGGAUACAGCCCUGUCACCUACUACUACUACUACUACUACUACGACAAAGAGCAUCACAUCGGAAGAAAAAUUGCUACCGGCAUCGCCGCCCUUAUCACCACCACUUUCACCUACAAUGACAGGAAACAACAACAACAACAGCAAUACGUCGAGUGGUCGUCCACGCUUUCCUCGAUGGAUCAAGCAAAUCAGUACACCCAAUAUUAUAACAACAACAAAUGCAAUGUCGCAUCAUGAUAACAGUGGUAACGGUAUUUGGUCACCGCCAUCAACGCGAGAACCAUCCAUGACAUCCAAAUCCAGUUCAUCAACGUUGUUACCCAAGAAACCUCAUUCGCUUAUGCGCCGCAUGCUGAUGCCUCCAACAACACCUCCGCUACAAAUUUCUCAUCCAGCUGUCACUGCACAUUAUUACGGGUCCAUGCAUGUGCGCAAAUAUUUGCAUGAAGCUAUGAAACCUAAUCGAUUCGAUGAAAUGCUUCUCAGUGGAUUCUCUGCCAUGUGUCCACUGCAUAGCCGGAAAAACAGCAGCAACAACCCUGCUUCCACUGCAGCAGAUGAUGUCUUUGACGAUAGUCAAUACCUGCAGCACGCUUACCACCGAAACAACAACAGCAAUGACGAUUACUCGACCAUGACAUCAAUUACUGACGAUGUAACAGAGGAAAGCUGCGACGACGAGGACGAAGAAGACAACGAAAUUAUAAUCAGUCAUCCUUGCUUAUGCAACCAUCGUCAAAUGACCAUUCGUAUUACAUUGACGCCUGCUCACUGUCGUGCUACAGAAACCGAGAUUUACGGCCAAAGUAGACCAUCACAUCAUCAGCAGCGAUCACCAAUACAACAAUUGCAGCAGCACUGUAGCAGUAAGAAGAGACUUAUGGGAACAAGCAUUAGUACACCAACUCGAGCAGCAACAAUGGCCACAAAGAGCAGACAUCAUCCAAAGGAGCCUAUACCAACGCUUUCAUUGCCCCCUUUGCCUCGUCAUUACAGUAGUGAUAGUGGCAGUUGUUUUCAACCACAACAACGUACAUCACCACCAAUCUACGCUGUAACAUCUUCUCAGCCGCCUCAUAUCGUCCACCAAUCGCCUGUGGUUGUUUCAACAAACAACAAAUCCACCUUCCGUUGUAAUAACAGUUAUCACCAAACUCCCAUUGUAGUGCUACCCAACGGCACACGACGCCAUUAUCUGCAAAAGUAG